Messenger RNA from Ceraceosorus bombacis, 3776 nucleotides. NCBI's taxonomy places the organism in Eukaryota, Fungi, Basidiomycota, Exobasidiomycetes, Ceraceosorales, Ceraceosoraceae. The record is from the annotation of a GenBank genome assembly.
AUGAUCUCUCCAUUGAGAAGCCGAGUCGCCUUCUUGUUGGCUCUGGCGGCCAGUACAACUUUUGCUGUGCGGGCUCAAACUCAUGAGCAGCGCCGUUCCCCAACCACAUACGCAGGCCAAGAGGUGGAUCUGAGCUCAGCACCUGAAGGCGUCUUUGGCUUGUCCACCAGGCAAACCCAUGCUCAAGAGCUGCCUCUCCCGGCUUUCAUAGCACGAGACCCCAAGCCGGUAUCUAGAAGCGAAAAGGAAUCUCGAACUGCUGGAGAGGAGAGCAAAGCAGAGAUCGAGCUCAGCUGGUGGCUCACGAACACCAACGGCAGCAUAUCCGUCCCCGCGCUUUUUCCCAGUCAAGCACAUCUCGAGCUGCUGCGAGCCGGAAUCAUCGAUGACCCCAAUGGUGAGGACCCGCUGUCCAAACUGGGUGCCAUGAUGCUGCAAUGCUUACUCACGCAAAAGUUUGGUCCAACCUUUGUCUCUGUUCUAUGUAGUCGGCCUUAAUGAAGGCACAACAAGGUGGGUCGGCGAAGAGCCCACCUGGACUUACACGGCAUCCCUGGCCCCUUUGCUGCCUUCCCUUCAAAAGUACGCAAGGCAGAUCUUGUAUUUCCAAGGUCUCGACACCAUCUGUCGCGUCAGCAUCGGAAACAAAUCCAUCAGCUCAACAAACAACCAAUUUAGGAGCUGGCGUUUCGAUGUGACGGAUGCGCUUCGAGGCGUCGAUCCCGCGGCUGCAAACAUCACUCUAGCCUUCGACUCCGCUCUGGAGUACGCAAAGAACGAGAGCAGCAAGGAACCGUUCUUCCCAAACACACAGACUAUGGGCUUCCCGAGCAUCACGACCAACAACGUGUAUCCAAAUCGAAUCUUUGUGCGAAAGCAAAGUUCUGACUUGGGGUGAGUGUUGGAAAGCGUUAGGCAGUCCUUUUGGUCGCAUGCCUGCUAAACGCUUUCACACGUUGUGACUGCUUGCUAGAUGGGAUUGGGGCCCAGCAUAUGUUCCCGCUGGCCCGCACAAGCCUGCCUACCUCAUCGGUCUGGGCGCCGCUCAGGCACAAGAUUCGACGAACGACGGGCAGCGUAGCGAAAUUGCACUGCAGACUAGACAGCACUUGAACGGCACUGCGCCAAAAGAAAUGUUCGUUUAUGAAUCUGGCAUCGAGGUGUAUCGCAAAGGUCAAGCCAACAAUCUGCCGCCGGACGAAACGGCCCCCUGGAUUCUCAAUGUGACUCUGGGCCUUUGGAGCACGACCAAUGGCAGCGCCUCUGUGCGACUUGCGAUUCCCGAGCUCGCGUUAAAGCUUGACGCGUCCAACAUAAGCGCCGCGCUCAGCGUUGGCGACAAUGUCGGCAGAUGGGCCGCCUUCGAGGUGCCCUCGGACGGAGCCUCUGCUCCCGCUCUCUGGUGGCCGUACAAGCUGGGACAGCCAAAAUUGUACGAUGUCGACUUUGAGCUUCGACCCGUCGGCGCUUCGAGCAACGCCGAAGCCACGCGAUGGACGAAAAAGACUGGGUUUCGCACGGUUUGGUUGGAUCAGAGUCCCGUGUCACCUCAAGAUACGGCUGCUGGCGUGCUGCCCGGCACGUACUUCAGGUUCGUGGUCAAUGGCAAGCCGAAUUACAUUCAGGGCGGUUCUGUGAGUUACUUCUCAGUCCGCAUCACUGCCUUCAUCUCGGCUGACGUCUUGGUGGGUGUCGACAACAAGGUCACUCCUUUCGAUGUUUUCUACCCGCGCAUCUCCACAUCUGUUCUGAAGGACCAAAUCGAUAGCGCCGUAGCUGCAAAUCAGAACCUGCUGAGAAUUUGGGGAGGUGGCUCCUACCAGUCGACGCAGUUCUACGAUCUUGCAGACGCAGCCGGAAUGUUGGUGUGGUCCGAAGCUCUUUUUGCAUCUUCGCUGUACCCUAGCUACCCGGUCUUUGCUGACAAUGUCAAGAUCGAGCUCGCUGAGAAUGUCAGGCGCAUCUCGCAGCAUCCGAGCAACGCUAUCUGGGUGAGUGACCCGGUUGGAAGUUUUCAUCUUGUUCCUAAUUGAUUCGUGUAUCCUUGCAUGUGUGCCGCACACAGGUCGGCAACAACGAAGGUGCGUAGAGGGGUUUACAUGCGCGCCAAAUACGGCUGCAGACUCAUCGCCCUGGCUCCAUCUUUUCCAGGCGAGCUACUGCGGCUGUUUGCACCCAAAAAACUGCCCAACGGAACAGCCUACGAGCAGCAGUACGACCGCUUUUUCGAUGUCGAUGUGCGCGAAGCCAUCUACGCGAACACCCGCUCCAUCAGCUACAGUCCCUCGUCAUCGACUCUGGGCUACAAAUCGCUCAAUCCUUACGUGCCCAAUUAUGCGGCUGGUCCACUUGCCAAGAGGUUGCUGAACAUUCCGCUGCCCGACAAUGGACUAGCAGCUGGCUCGCUGGAAUGGUACUACUACGAUUGGACGCAAAAUUACAACGUCAGCCUCUUCGGCGCCAUCUCAAAGCACGCCCGAUUCAUCGUGGAAUUUGGCAUCCAUGCCUUGGCCUCUGUUCAUGCCUACGGUGAGCCUAGUCGAGCUCCAAGCACGUAUUGCGCUAUUGCUGACACCGCGCACGCCCUUAGAUCGCGUCCUACCCAGGUUGGAGGACUUCGCGCUCAACUCUACGGCAGUCAGAGUACACACCAAGCACACGCCAGCCGGUAAUCUGUCGUAUCCCUGGCCAGCUGAUGAUGGUCAUGGGGAGAUGACGCACAGCGUCGAUCUAUACCUUCCGCCUCCUACAGUGCACAACAACGGAACCUCCAUCAUGAAUGGCGACACCGGCUCUCGCGAGCUCUUCGACAAGUGGGCAUACUCUACCCAGAUCAUGCAAGCGGACUACACCGCUCAGCAACUACUUUAUUACAGGCAAGGCGCUGCGAGACCCGAGAACAAUUUUGGCGCCAUCUUUUGGCAAGGCAACGACGUGUGGCCAGGCGCUAGCUGGUCGUCAAAGGAAUUUGGUGGUCGUUGGAAAGUAAGUCUCAGCCCGUGUCAUGACUGACUUCCGGUGUACUGCUGGCUGAUUCAGCUUCGAGCUCAGCCCAUGCACUACCUGGCAGCGAGAACGGCAGAUCGCGUCGUCCCAUUCGCCCUGUGGAAUGCGAGCGCAAAGACGCUCGACCUGUGGGCUCUGGUAAGUGGCAAGAGUGUGGGCGCGCUUGGCGCUGAAGUGGCCAAGUGACUUGACGCUGUCAUCUUCAGUCUGACAGCAGCGAGCAACAGCAUGUCACCGCCAAUUGGACGUGGUAUGAUUGGGAUGGCUCCCCAAUCGUCGCGCCGGUGUCCAAGGAGGUGCACAUCCUUGCCAUCAAUGGCAGUGCUUUGCAGCUGAACGAGACGAUCCCGCAGACGAUAAUUGGAGCUGAGGGCAAUACAAGCGUACCGGCUUGGCUUCAUCUCACCCUUGUUUCGGACCAACAUGGCCGUUCCGAGACUUUCUGGACACCGCCGGGCACACUUCAAAAGGCACCUCUUGCUGACCCCAAGAUGCAGGUGCAAGCCACCGAUGAGGAUGCCGCUUUUAUGAUAUCCUCUCCAGAGGACGCCAAGGGAGCGGCGCCCUGGGUCUGGCUGGAGCAUCCUGAGGGUGUCGUAGGAUACUUUACGGAAGACUUGGGACCGGACUCAGCGCCUAAAGCCUCAAAUUUGUUCUGGCUGACCCCUGGGUCUUCACGUCGAGUCAAGUUCGUUGUCCAAUUUGAUCGCACCGAUGGGGCUUGGAAGCGUGGCGUUACGGCGCGCAGUGUUUGGAACAUCGCGCACUAG